Molecule: messenger RNA, 813 nt
Organism: Nannospalax galili (Upper Galilee mountains blind mole rat)
Lineage: Eukaryota; Metazoa; Chordata; Mammalia; Rodentia; Spalacidae
Gene: Elovl3
Product: ELOVL fatty acid elongase 3
Exons: 4
Coding region: 1-813 (270 amino acids)
Biological process (GO): fatty acid elongation, polyunsaturated fatty acid; fatty acid elongation, monounsaturated fatty acid; sphingolipid biosynthetic process
Cellular component (GO): endoplasmic reticulum; endoplasmic reticulum membrane
Molecular function (GO): fatty acid elongase activity
Source: RefSeq, a predicted model, not a curated record
AUGGACACAGCCAUGAAUGUCUCACUAGAAAAAUUGCAGAUGGUCCAGCCCUAUAACUUCGAGAUGUCGUGGGACUUAAGGCCCUUUUUGGAGGAGUACUGGGUAGCAUCAUUCCUCAUAGUUCUGAUCUACCUGUUGCUCAUCAUUGUGGGCCAAAACUACAUGAAGGCACGGAAGGGCUUCAACUUGCAGGGGCCUCUCAUCCUCUGGUCCUUCUCCCUUGCAAUCUUCAGUAUCCUGGGGACAGUGAGGAUGUGGAGCUACAUGGGGACCCUGCUAUUUACAAUGGGUCUCAAGCAAACUGUGUGCUUCACCAGCUACAUAGAGGAUAACAUAGUUAGAUUCUGGUCCUGUGUCUUUCUUCUCAGCAAGAUCGUUGAACUCGGAGACACGGCCUUCAUCAUCCUGCGUAAACGACCUCUCAUCUUUGUGCACUGGUACCACCAUAGCACAGUACUACUGUUCACAAGCUUUGGAUACAAGAACAGAGUCCCCUCAGGUGGCUGGUUUAUGACCAUGAACUUCGGUGUGCAUUCCAUCAUGUAUACCUACUACACUCUGAAAGCUGCCAAAGUAAGGCACCCCAGCAUGCUUCCCAUGGUCAUCACCAGCUUACAGAUCCUGCAGAUGGUUAUGGGGACCAUCUUUGGCAUCCUGAAUUACAUCUGGAGGAAGGAAAAAGGGUGCUACACAACCACGGGACACUUCUUCUGGUCCUUUAUGCUGUAUGGGACCUAUUUUAUCCUCUUUGCUCACUUUUUCCAAAAAGCCUACCUCAGACCCAAGGUCAAAGCUAAGACCAAGAGCCAGUAA